UGCAAUAGAAGUUCAUUAUUACAAUGUGUGCCAGUUGGAGCAGCAGCAGCCGCAACAGUGGCGGCAAUCAGAAAACUCCUGCAAGAAGUAACCGCAGUUUCAGUAACACUUCAAAUGCUGACAGGAUCAGCUGUCAUGUGAGUUGUGUUAUUUGCUCGGAACAGUAUAAGGCUGCGGAUAAUAUAUAUGCUGGAACCUGCGGACACGUCUUCCACUGGACGUGCUUGCAGCGCUGGUGGGAGGAGUCAAAGCAAUGUCCCAUUUGUCGCAGUACAAAUGCCGAUUAUUUUCAAAUCUAUUUGGACUUUGAAGAGACAACUCCCAGCUCCCAAAAUCAAAGCCGAAGCCACGAAAACGUAACCGGAAUCGGUGGAUGUGCAAACCAACAUGAGAAUCUGCUUUACGAGGCGGAACUCUACCGGAAGGAGAUUGAGUAUUUAAACGCACGCAUCAGACAUUUAAAGAUGAACAGUUUGUGUGAACGGUUUUCUUGCAUAUUCGAUGAUUCAGAUUAGUCAGUACGGCAUAAGCAUACGCUUAAAAAUAAGUAUAUUCAUUACGUGCAUAUUUA
Drosophila innubila is the source of this 571-nucleotide messenger RNA. RefSeq names its product ERAD-associated E3 ubiquitin-protein ligase HRD1A-like. The record is from RefSeq and is a predicted model, not a curated record. The transcript has 2 exons. The coding region runs from base 24 to 515 and encodes 163 amino acids. NCBI's taxonomy places the organism in Eukaryota, Metazoa, Arthropoda, Insecta, Diptera, Drosophilidae.